Musca domestica (house fly) is the source of this 3103-nucleotide messenger RNA. RefSeq names its product dynamin-1-like protein (gene Drp1). Lineage: Eukaryota; Metazoa; Arthropoda; Insecta; Diptera; Muscidae. Gene Ontology annotation, cellular component: cytoplasm; mitochondrion; membrane. Bases 333 to 2537 code for a protein of 734 amino acids. Gene Ontology annotation, molecular function: GTPase activity; microtubule binding; GTP binding. The record is from RefSeq and is a predicted model, not a curated record. Gene Ontology annotation, biological process: mitochondrial fission. The transcript is spliced from 8 exons.
UCGGCGUUACCCUGCAAUUCUAGUGUGGCACGGAUCUUUGUAUAACAGCGAAAAUAUUUUUUUCUGCUGCGGGUGAUUAAUUGCAAAUUAUACGAAAAAAUUGCAUAAAAUUUGUGCAGAAAAUUAUUAAAAAUCAGCAAUUAAAGUUAAAAAAGUAUAGUGCCGUGUUCUAACAAGAUAAAAAGCGAUCUCAAAUACAAUUCUAAGGCAUUAUUAUUCACAAGAAAAAGUGACAGCGCCAACGAAGUCGACCCCCAUAUUUAUCUAACGCCUGAAAAGUGAAGUGGAAAAAGGGUGGAAUUACGGGCGGAGGGUAGAAGAAAACAAGAAAAAUGGAGGCUCUCAUACCGGUGAUCAAUAAAUUACAAGAUGUAUUCAAUACAGUGGGCUCGGAUUCAAUUCAACUGCCGCAAAUUGUCGUAUUGGGCAGUCAGAGUUCGGGUAAAAGUUCAGUACUAGAAAGUCUGGUUGGACGUUCGUUUCUACCACGAGGCACCGGUAUUGUAACAAGAAGACCCUUGGUCUUGCAAUUGAUUCAUUGCCCAUUAUCGGAUCGUAAUCAUCGAUCGGCUGAAAAUGGCACACUCAACGUUGAAGAAUGGGGCAAAUUUUUACACACCAAAAAGAUAUUCACCGAUUUCGAUCAGAUACGUACGGAAAUCGAAGAAGAAACAGAACGUGUGGCCGGCAGUAAUAAAGGAAUUUGCUCGGAACCGAUUAAUUUGAAAAUAUUCUCAACACGGGUAGUAAAUCUAACCUUGGUUGACUUGCCCGGUAUUACAAAAGUCCCUGUCGGUGAUCAGCCAGAAGAUAUUGAACAACAAAUCAAAGAUCUGCUUAUCAAAUACAUUGAAAAUCCCAAUUCCAUUAUUUUGGCGGUUACGGCAGCCAACACAGAUAUGGCAACAAGUGAGGCAUUAAAAUUGGCCAAAGAUGUGGAUCCCGAUGGACGGCGAACACUGGCCGUUGUUACCAAACUAGAUCUUAUGGAUGCUGGCACCGAUGCCAUAGACAUACUGUGUGGCCGUGUCAUACCCGUCAAAUUGGGUAUUAUUGGUGUUAUCAAUCGGUCGCAACAGGACAUAAAAGACAACAAAGACAUCGAUGAACAAUUGAAAGAUGAGGCGGCAUUUUUACAACGUAAAUAUCCAACACUGGCCACCCGCAAUGGCACCCCCUAUUUGGCCAAGACCCUCAAUCGUUUGCUUAUGCAUCACAUACGAGACUGCUUACCCGAUCUAAAGACUCGCGUCAAUGUCAUGUCUUCGCAAUUCCAAUCUCUGCUAAAUUCCUACGGUGAAGAUGUUAAGGAUAAAAGUCAAACUCUAUUGCAAAUUAUUACGAAAUUUGCCAGCGCCUAUUGUUCGACCAUUGAUGGUACAGCGCGUAACAUUGAAACGACAGAGUUGUGUGGCGGUGCACGUAUCUGUUAUAUUUUCCAUGAGACUUUUGGACGCACACUUGAUUCCAUUCAUCCCUUAGCUGGUCUAACUAAAAUGGAUAUCUUAACGGCAAUACGAAAUGCAACUGGUCCUAGGCCGGCGCUUUUCGUACCCGAAGUGUCAUUUGAAUUGCUAGUCAAGCGACAAAUUCGUCGAUUAGAGGAGCCGUCGCUGCGUUGUGUGGAAUUGAUACACGAAGAGAUGCAACGUAUCGUUCAACAUUGUGGCAACGAAGUACAGCAGGAAAUGUUGAGGUUCCCAAAACUCCAUGAAAAAAUCGUUGAUGUUGUUACACAACUGUUGCGGCGUCGUUUGCCUACCACAAAUGUUAUGGUGGAGAAUCUGGUUGCCAUUGAAUUGGCCUACAUUAAUACAAAACAUCCGGACUUUCACAAGGAUGCUGCCCUGGUGCCUAGUCUUUUGAAAACAGAUAAUAUAAUGGAUCCAUAUGGGCAGCAUCAACAACAGUUGGCCAGACGAUCGAAUACACCAAGGACAACAAAUUCAUCGCCCCAGGUAAUGGCUGUACAGAAUUUGCAAAAAGAACAACAAAAACAACAACAACAGCAGCAGCAACAUCAGGAACACAAUGAUGUGGGAGAACAGAAUCACAUUGGUGAAAAUGCCCAACAUCCCAACAACUGGUUAUCGAAUAUUUUGCCUCCAGCUCCCAAUACCCAAAGCAUGGAAAACUCCAAUCACAAUACUCCUCUACACAAUUCGCUUAUGAGUCCUGUGAAACCUGUUAAUCUGCUACCCGAUGUGCCAGCCAAUCAGGGCUCGAGGCGUCUAACCGAUAAGGAACAAAAGGAUUGUGAUGUUAUUGAACGUUUAAUCAAAUCCUAUUUCUAUAUUGUACGCAAAUCUAUACAAGAUUCAGUACCAAAGGCCGUUAUGCAUUUUCUAGUUAAUUAUGUUAAGGAUAAUUUACAAAGUGAAUUGGUAACACAUUUAUACAAAUCGGAUGCCGUCGAUACAUUACUCAAUGAAUCGGAUCACAUUGCGAUACGCCGGAGAGAAGCUGCCGAUAUGUUGAAGGCUUUAACAAAUGCUAAUCACAUUAUUAGUGAAAUACGUGAAACCCACAUGUGGUAGACAAUGACAGACCAUAAUUGCUAAGCAUGCAAAAGGAAGAAUGCAGCCGAAACAGCACUCAAACCGCAAUCGCAACAACAUACAACAGCAUUAUUAUUCAUCAUCUCUCUCUAGCUCUUGAAAGUAAAAAAAAACAAAACGAAAUUCCUCCCCCUCCCAUCACUAUCACAUUUAAUUGUUGGCGUUAAAAGUUAGCAUAUUUGAGAAAGAAAUAUUUGGCAUAAUUUAACGCUUCGAAACUUGUGUCUACGUUAGAAAACAAAAAUUAAACAUAAAUAAAAGAAAUUGUUAAACACUGUCUACGCUAUAUUAACACCCAUUCACAUUGUUUUAGUUCCUUCUUCCUCUUCUAUUUGUUUAUGUGUUUCUUUUAUUCAUUUAAAGAAAAACUAUCACCUGUUGUUAAUUUCAUAUCAAUUGUAUGUCUUAAAAGAACCCUUGAUUUUUCCUUUAAUGAACGAAGGAUACCCCUUUUGAGAUGGCGUUAUAUUCUGGCUUAUAAGCUCUAGUAUUUAAUUAACACAUUUGGAGAGUUUUGCAGAAAUAAAAAAUAUAUACGAAAAUUA